Molecule: messenger RNA, 13395 nt
Organism: Closterium sp. NIES-67
Lineage: Eukaryota; Viridiplantae; Streptophyta; Zygnematophyceae; Desmidiales; Closteriaceae
Source: the annotation of a GenBank genome assembly
ACGCUGAAUGCUCGUAACUUCGAGACUCGCCUCGCGAACACAUCAGGAAGUUUUGCCCCUCCAUCUGCAGAAUGCAGAAUAGAAUUGCCUGAGCUUCCUCUCAAGUGAGAGUUUGCUACUGUGAUGAGCUCAUGCCUUCCCUUCUGCCAGCGAGAGGACUAACCAAUGUUGCCUUAUCACGGGAGCCUCCUGCGACGCGUAACUAUUAAAACCGACAACGACUAAUAUUGGAAGUCCAAGGACAUUUUAUCUUAACUUAAGAAGUUUGGACCUAGACAUUUCAUCAUCAAGAUGCAAGGAAUCUGGUCCAUUCUCGGUAUAGGCGCGACUGAACGACCUGUGGAUAAGGUCGUGCCGGAUGAAUGGCACUACAAGUUUCACUUCAGGGACGAUGACGAGAACGAAGCGGAGUUAAAGCGUCUGCUGUGGGUGUACCUUGCAAGGAAAGAGCAGGGCCCAACACGUUCUGCAGCAAAGAAACUUAUCGAAUUGUUCGUGGAAACUUAUGGCGAGUGGACCCCUCCAAGCUCUUCGCCGCCAGAAGAGCCAGAUGAAGAUAACGGAGAUAAGGACGACGUUCCAUCCCGCGAGGCUCAUCCCUUGGAAAUGAUCCGAUGCGUUGUCAAAGAGCUGGUGUGGCUCGCUGAUCUCGCCCAGGCUGCAACAGCCAGGCGUAAGGAUGAGAGCCAAAAAGAAGGUUCUGGUGUUGUUGGAAGCAGGCCCGAGAUUGAAGAUGAAGGUUCGGAAGACGACAUCAAUCUGUUUGUUCCGAAGCGGGAUCGAGAGCAUGCCAUCAAUGUCCUUCAGGCUGCAGCUAUACUCACUGAAAGUGCUGAGAACCGCAAACAGUUUGUCUUCUUUCGUGGAGUCCUCACUUCCCUGGAUGUGCUCAAAGGCGUCACCAUGGAUAUUAAUGCCCACAGUGCAGCAUCAACAAAGGCGCGAGGCUGCAGAUCAUCUUUUGAGUCAGAGCCAGCCCCAGUGCCUGAACAUGGACGCCUCAAAGCCAGUGCUCCGUACGCAGACGCUGCAGCUGAUGGUGAUGGAAACAGCAAUGGAGCCGACGGAAGCCAGGCAGCUGCAGCACCCAAGUCACAGGCGCUGCUUUUCCUGCUAUCCGCCUCGCAACUCAUCCUGGAAGUGGUCAUUAAUUUUCUAGAGCCUGCAAUCCAACGCAAGGGAUAUCUUGUUCCGAAGGUGGUUUUGAGGACGGGAGGAAGCAGGAGGUCUGAGAAACUGAAGAAAGACGAACUAGAAGACAAAGGCUCGGGCAGUGGGCGUGAUAGCCCUAACGCAGGGUUGUCAAAGAGGGAAGUCGCUGGCAAGAAGAAGCCAGAGUUGGCAUUGGGGACGGAAGUUUUUGAGGCGUUUUCUGUGACUCAAGAUAUGCUGACGCCAAGAGGAAAAGUGGUGAACGAGGAAAAGCGGAUGGCAGAAUUCAGCAAGAUUCUAACGGGCGUGCAAGACAAGUGUCUUACUGUGCUCCUGGGUUUCAUCCCGUCUGUCCGCUGCAUUCAGCAGACAGAGGCAUCACUGUCAGACCAAGCGCAGGAUGUACUGCUGCAGGGAGUGGAGGUGGUAUGGGCGGUGGUCACUGCCCUCGAUCAGUCUCACUAUGUCUUCAUCGCCAAUGAAGGGCUGCAAGUGUCUCUUGGGUUGCUUACCUGGCCUUCAUGGCUCCUGCCCUCGACACCGUGCACGGACCGCACCACACUUGCGAGCACAUUGCUGAAGGAGUAUAGCCUGCAGUUCUUGGCCGUUUCCAUCAUCAAAGAAUCUGUCUUUGGCAGUGUCUCAGCAGCCCGCGCCCUGCACUCUCUCAAUGCCGUGCCGCACAUCGCUCAGUUCAUUCGCUGGACAUCCUUGGUCUUCACAAGGCCAUCUUCCGUAGACGCUUCCUCUUCCUUCAAGCGCAACCGCUCUGUCGAUGCUACAUUCCCGUCUCAUCCCACUGAGCGGGGUGAUCCAUUCACAGACAUGACUAGCUCCGGCCAGACUGGCAUGGGGAUGGGCAUGGGCAUGGGUGCAUUCUCUGCAGCCAUGGACGAGCACCUGAGCAUGGGCGGGCAGCUGGCAGCGUGGAACCUGAGGGCAGCUGCAGCUUGCAGCCUCAUCUUGUCGUUUCUCUGGGAUGGCAACGAGUGGGUGCUUGCUCCCGUUUUUUUAGAGCCUCAAGGAGUUGGAUCCCGGCGUAGAGGAGCAGCAGCAGCGGGCGGCGCACUGGGGGGGGCUGGAAAGAUGGAUGGAAAGAGGGCGUAUGGAGAGGAGAUCAUGGCUGAUGUCAUCUCUGUGUUCCUGCAUGCCUUCCACCCAGUGGGACUGGGAGGCACUGACUGGCUGGACCAUGCAGCAGCAGAGAUGUUCCAAACGUCCUCUACUGAGCUUCAGCUCUAUGUGAUGCGUGUCCUGCGCUUCCUUCUCGGCUCACAUGCCAACACACUCAACCACUUCCACACCGCCAACGUCGCCCCUGCUCUCUUCUCCCGCCCUUUCUUCUUCUUCAACUCCAUCCUGCUCUCGGAAGCAAAUGCAGCUUCUGCUGCUGCAACCCCCACAGCUAUUGGGGCUGCUGUUGAAACAGUGGGUGACGGCACUCCUGGACUCCCUCCUUUCUCCCUUCCUCCUCCGUCUCCAGGGUCCAUUCCUCGCAAUUCCUCUGAUCUCAGGACGAAAUUCGGAUCGCCCAGCAUCUCCACCUCGCACAACCCAGCUGCUUGGCUUAACCCUCCCAAACUCUCUACUGCCUCGCCCCAAGUCCAUGCAUGGACCCCUUCCUCCCUUGCUGCCAUGCGGGGCAGCCCUGCGUUUCCCAACUGCGCAAGUUUAGGCACUGGGUCAGGGGAAGGCGGCGUGGACACACCGCGACCUCCAGGCGACGGCAGGGGAGCCAUUGAAGAACCGGAUGCAGAAGAUGAGGAGUACGUUGCUCUUUCAAUCGAUCGCAAUGCUGAGGAUCUCAGGAGCAGCAUUGUGGCACUCAUUGAGCUCUCUGCCUCCCUGGACUGGCUGGAGGACCUCCAGCAGGAGUUCCACGCUGUGCUUCAUGCCCUGCGGAGCUGCUACCGGGUGCCGUCUGAAUCCCAGCUGCUGGCUCACACCUUGCAGCGCAUGCUCCAGGGGGGAGCCCGAAUCGUGCCCUCCCUUCUCUCCACCGCGUGCGGUGACCACCUUGGGGAUGUCAUUGAACGGCAGCAGGCUGCUUACCUUAGCGCGGACGCCGAAGGGUUAUUUUUACAGCCCAUGCAUUCCGCUUCAAGUGUCGCUGACGCAGAUGCCGCUGACACUGCUGUUGGGUUUGCUGCUGCCAGUGGAGCCGCAGUACGUAGUAUUGACUCCAUGUCGUCCCGGUCAGCUCGUCUGGUUCUGGAAGCGGAUACACUGAGGGACGAGUGGCAGGAGGCGAGGGAGGUGGUGCUGAAGCUGCUGGAGUCGUACCUGGACUGCUCGCCCUCUCUGCUGGCUCGGGCUGCCACCAGCCCCGAGACGUUCAUGCCCCUGCUGUGGCUGCUGCGGGAGAAGACCUUGCGGCCCAUGGCUCUUCAGCUCCUCGCCUUGAUCAUGAAUGCCCCUGUGUCGGACCCAUCGGACAAGUCAACCCUGUUCAGGCGGUUCUUCGAGGCCAUGACUGUGGCACGCAGUGGCAAGAGAUCAGGAGGCACAUGUGGCGGAGGAGAAGGGCGGGGUGUGGGAAGAGGAGGCGCUGCGGCCGGUGGCGCAGGGCUCAGUGGCGCAGACACAGUGGAGCAGCUGCAGGCGAUGCUGGCGGUGGUGCAGGAGGUGGUGAAGGAGGAUGAGAGCGCUAUGAUGCAGCAGCUCUGUGUCGACGUGGACGGCUUUCCUCACCUCAUUGGCCUUCUCAGAGUGCAGUAUGAGGAGGCUUCUGGCCGCUCUCUUGCCAUCAUGAUUCUGCGCACUCUCACCCUACUGUGUGUGGGCAAUGAAGCUGCCAAGGCUGUUCUCAUCAAGCAUGCUGGCCCAGGCUUCCGCUCCCUUGCACUCUUCUUCCCUCUGCACUUUGAUGGAGCAUGCCCGCCAGUGCUGCUGAGUGCGGUCAUGGACAUGGCCAUGGACUGCCUGGCCGGGGAUCAGCCUCAGGGCAGCAUCCACUCCCCCAAUGCCGUCAUCCUCUGGCUCAGGCUGCUGCACAAGGCCGAUCCUCAACAAAUAGAAUCUGGUCUGCAGUCCUUGCUCGGCCUGCUUGACAGCUCUGCUGGCAACUGCGCUGCUUGCUCCCGUGCUGGCCUCAUGUUUCACCUCCUAGAGUGGCUGGGGGAGCUAGAGGGGGAGCACCUGGACGUGGUGGCAGAUGCCAGUGACGGCUCUGGCGCAAAGGAGGAGAUCAAAGCCGGGGGGACGGAUGGGGAGGGUGGGAUGGAGACGGGGGAUAGCACUGAUGGCGGUAGGGAUGAGAGGGAAGGGGAAGGGCGAGUAGUGAAGCUGAAAUUGGAGAAUUUGGAGGCGAUACUGGCGCUGCUGUCAAAGCUGAUAGCGAAGCUGGGGCAGCACAGCAUCAACGGGAAGGAGAUUGCUGCGGUGUUCAGGCUGAUGAGGAGCACCAGAGAUGGUUGCCGCCCCAAGAGGGUGUCUUUGCUGCUCCGCACGCUUGUGGGCGUGCUGAGGCACGAUGGACCGGCUUCUUACUUCGAGAUGGACGGGUUUGAAUCGGGACUUGAGAUACCCACUGACUUCCGCUUCCCCUGCACCAAGGGCUAUUCCUUUUGCUGCUGGCUGCGCUGUGAAUUCCUCCCAAACUACAACGCAGCGAACAUCUCCAGCUAUGGCGCUGACAACAGCAUCAGCAGCGCACGGCGAAGCAGUCUCAGAAAGGAUGGGCCGGAGAUCAGCUCAGCACCCGCGCAGUCAAGCAUGAGAUCGAUCACACGCAGGGGACAUUGGCUGGGCGAGUCUUUGAGUAUCAGUGUGCGUGAAGACAGCCCCAUGGCGCUCUUCAGCUUCUACACAGACCAUGGCAACGGCUGCAGUGCCUUCCUCACCCAGGAUUCCCUCCUCCUCCAUGUGGCUGGAUCUCGGGACGUGAUAGUGGAGGUGCCUCACAGCAUGGCCCUGCGCCACUGGCAUCACAUCGCCAUCUCCCACUCCACCGCCUCCUUCUCCUCCUCCAGCAUGCUCCAAGUCCACAUGGACGGCGUUCUGGUAGGCAAGGCCAAGUGCAGCUACCCUCGCCUGCAGGACCCUCUAAUUCGCGCCACCAUCGGAGCUUCUGCCCCUCUGCCCCAGUCCGAUCCCCGCUCCUCUCGCUUGUUCCGGACGUCGCAUCCAUUCCAGGGUCAGAUUGGCCCCAUCUACCUUUUCAGCGACCCUCUCCCUUCUACUCAGCUCUCUUGCAUUUACAAGCUAGGCCCUGGCUACAACCACACCUUCCAGCCCACGGAUGUAGCGCUCCUGCGCACGCAGGUAGACAGCGAGAUUCUCUCUCUCUUUGACGGCCCUGAUUCACUCAGCUCUCGCAUCGCUCUAAGCUACAACGCACAAGCAAAUGUGGAUGGUCUGGUUCUCGACACCUCUCCUGCCUGGCUGCUAUCCCAGCAACAGGCUGCUAGCAGCGCCGCCACGGCAGCUGCUUCCGCCCGUGCUGCUGUCUCCCCUGUGCGUGUGUUUGACGCAGCACUGCUUCCAGGCGUGCAGCGGUGCCACCGGCAGCGGCUGCAGCAGGUGCUGAGCACAGUGGGCGGCGUGUCAGCGCUCUUCCCUCUCUUCACUCAGCUGGAUCUACCGGUUGUGGGAAGUGAUAGCAGCAUGGGCGAGGGAGGCGUGGCUGAGGGGGAUGGGCAGUUGGCAGUGGAUAUUAUCAACCUUCUCACGGAGCUGCUGGCUGGGAGCACGGGGAGUCAGCAGGCGAUGCUGUCCGUGGGGGGUUUCUCGGUGAUCAACUUCUUGCUGCAGCACGUUUCGCCCAGGCACCUGACAGUUAGUCUCGUGCUCACACUGGAGAACAUGGUGGACUCGUUUGCCGAAGAGAAAGAUCAAACCCUUCGGGAGCGCAUGGUGCGCGGCGUCAUCCUCUCUCUCUACAUGGACGCCUCUCUCUGGAUAUAUGCGCCUUACACCGUUCAACGGGAGCUCUUCGAAUCCCUCCAGCGCCACCUGGAGCGACAGCCCUGGCUCAUGCCUUCCGUCUGCUCCCUCCCUCGCCUCCUCGACAUCGUGCGUCGAGUCUAUUGGGACAAACCCCAAGGCCGGCACGCCGUUGGGGUGAAACCCCUUGUAGAACCCGUCACUCGGCGUGUGCUCGGAAUGCGCCCGCGACCUCCACAAGUGGCCAAGCUGCGGCUGCUGGUGCUGAGUCUGGUGCAGUACAUUUUGAGAGGUGGGUUCACAGAGGCCGAUGUGAAGGCGCUGGUGGUGUAUAUGGAGGCGAGCAAGGACGCUGGGGCUGUGAAGGACGUGCUGCAGACGAUAUUUGGGCUCAUUGCGCGGCCAAACCUUGUUGGAUCGUUUCUGGAGCACUUUUCGGCACUAACUGGGCCACAACUCUUCCUCGGGCUGCUGUCCAGGUCGCAGGAGGAGAUUCGCCUCCUGGCCCUGUGUCUCAUACUCACCCUUAUGAACGAAACCAAGAAGCAGGUCCAGGCCAAGCUCCCAGCAGCUAGAACUGGCACCAGAGGGGGAUCCAACAGAGGAGGCUCGGGCCGAACUGCAGGUUCGGGUAGGAGGGGCUGGCUGGGGAUGCAGGAGGAGGAGGAGGGGGAUGAGGACGAGCUCUGGGAGAUGGAGCAGGAGGAGAAGGUUUUUUUCGACCUGGCGUGCAAGCAGCUAAUGCCGUACGGCCUCUCUCCUGGGAUUGAGGCUCUGCUGUUCGAUUUGCUGCUUGGAGCAUCACCCACGGAUCAGCGGUCAGUUCGCACGCACACUCACGAGGCCAUGGCUCACAAGAAGUUUCCCUCCAAGGCCUCUCGUGCCAUUCCCCCUGGCAUACCUAUGCCGUCGGCCAGACAAUCCACACCGGGAAAUGCAGGACCAGAAGUAGCAGCACGGGCAACAGGAGGAGUAGCAGCAGCACCGGAAACAGGAGCAGCAGCAGUAGGGGGAGCAGCAGCAGUAGGGGGAGCAGCAGCAGUAGGGGGAGCAGCAGCAGUAGGGGGAGCAGCAGCAGUAGGGGGAGCAGCAGCAGUAGGGGGAGCAGCAGCGGCCUUUGGCAUGCCUCGCAGUGCCUCUGCUCCGCAGGCAUCCGAGCCUGGACCAGGAAGUGCAGCUGAAAGCAGUGCUGCGCGAACCAGGGCUGAUAGAGAAGGCGAAGUGGGCAGGGUCAGAGAGGUGGUGGCAGAUCCAGGGCAGGUUGCAGCAGCUCCACCUCCAGCCAUGUCCACCUCCUUUGGUCACUUCACGUCUGGAGGCAAGUCCUCCGCCUGGAGCAUGCUCCCCCGCAGCGGCACAGUAGAAGCAGGCAGCUCACGCAAGCCAAUAGUGAAACCCGAGAUGCUGAGGCUGCUGCUGCCCCUCAUGGUUGGACAGCUGAGGCGUGCGGCCAGCUCGCCUGCAGCAGCCAGCCGAGGGGAUGUUGGCGGAAGCAGCUCAGGCAGCAGGCCUGGCAGCAGCAGUGGUGCUGCUGCUGCCGCUGGUAGUCCUGCAAGGAGGAGCGGUGGGGGAAAGGAGCGAGGGGAUGGUAGCCUGUCGGGGCGGGGAGUGAAGGUGGUGGAGGACGCGCUGAAAAGGCUGGGAGAUAUCAUCUCGAGCAGCAAGGCCAACAGAACAAAGCUGCUAGAGCAACGGGGCUGGCAGCAGUGGCUGCUGGAUAUUGUGGUUACCGGCUUGGAUGUUACAGGCGCGAGGGAUUGCAAGUCACAUGCCAUGCAUGCAGACAAGGGCACUGACAAGGCAGGGGCAGCAGAGGAAGGAAAGGACGCAGGGCAGGGUGAGAAAGGGCAGGCAAAAGGAGACAGGGUUGCAGGGGAGGAGGGACAGCUGCCACCACCACUGCUGGCAGGGGGAGGGUUGGAACUGGUGUGGGUGCAUGUACGGCGCAUUUUUCUGGCUGCUCACACGUUUGCAGUGCAGAAGGUGCAAGGCGGCUGGAGGCAUGUAGCGGAAACAAUCAACGUGUUGCGGAUCUAUGGCGAAAGGGGCAAGCUGCCAUAUGCGAGUCUGCUGCGUGUGCUGCUGGGCGAGCUGCUGGGCGUGGUGCCGCUGCUGUGCUCCACGCGCGACCGACUGCUGGAGCAGCCGGUGCAUGCUAACCUGCUCUACCUCUUCAUCCUCGUGCAGGAGCUCGUCAUCCGCGACUCCUGCCACAUCUUCCCGCCCAACCAUCUGCCAGAUGAUGCUCUGGAGUCCUCCAAGCAUAAUGCCACUGGGGCUGCCCAUGAGGGGCAGAGUGACAGCAAUAGUGUUCCUGGCGAUGGCAGUGCUGGCGAUGGCAGUGCUGGCGGUGGUGUUGGAGAUGCGCAAAGGGGGAGUGGAGAAGGGAGUCAGGGGGAGGAUGAGGGAGCAAAAGGAUCGGGUGAACGCGGGCACGGGCUGUGGAAAAGGGUGGAUCGGAGUGCUCUGGCCGCUAUCUUCCAGCCUAUGCUGCCUGAUGGCGACUUGGGCUCUGCUGUCAGCACUACGGAGGUCACAUGCAGUCUCUUGGGCUCAAAGGUGACGGAAAGCAAGUGGCGGGUGUACGAGCACUUCUGGACGGUCAUCACCAUCAUGCACGACAAGGCCGAGGCAGCAGAGGCCCUCGCAGCCGGCAUGCUCCAAACCGUCGACGACGAUCCCGAAGCACCACCCCUUCCUGUCCACCCAGCGUUCCUCCCCCCUCCUAUGCCCCCCUCGCCUCCCCGCCGCUCCUUCCUCCAACCCAAGCCCAACUCCUCUGCUGCCUCUGCUGCCAGACCGUACAGCCAGCAUGGGAGUGGGAGGCACAGGCUGGGACGUAGCGCAACAGUGGCACCAGCGGCAGGGGAGAGAGGGAGGGUGGGCGAGGUGGCACUAGAGGUGGUAGAGGAGGAGAUGCUGGACUUGGCUCGGCAGGGGUGUCCGUGGUUUGUGCUGCGCCUGGUGCUGAUCUACAUGUUCGAAGCUGAGCUGCCCGCACUGCAUCGCUGCCUGAACCAUUUUGUGGUGCUGCUGCCUGUUGUGUUCCCUGACGAUGAUGACACCCGCCUGCACAACAUGGCUCACCUCUUCCUCUGGGCGCUCCUAGAGGCACGGGCGCUGGUGGGAGACAUGGAUGGGGGGGCACGGGGCCACAUUAUUGCGCAGUGCACUCGAGACGUCUUCCUCGCCGCCAUGCCCAUCCUCGCCCGCUGCAUCGAUGAGAGGGGCGGCCCUCCCGCUUACACCCCUGUGGACUUCACUCAGAUGACGGGAGGCAUGCUGGACGAUGGGGGGGCGGAGUGGGGUGACGAGGAGUCCAGUGAGGAUGCGUUCACAUCUGGAGUGGGGAGCAGCAGCAGUGGCAUGGGGCAAGGGGCGGCGGGGUCGGUUGGGCUGACUGAGACAGGGUCGCAGGCCGGGGGAGAGGGCGAGCAGCAGAGGCAUCCUCUUUAUGAAGUGAUUCAUGCCGACAGAGUUCAUGACGCUGCUCGCAGCGAGUGCAACGACGUCAUCUUCAUCGUCUCCUCUCUCAACGACAGCCUAGCAGACGUCCAGCAAGACAUAGACGCAUGGGAGGAGACGCAGCAGGAGAGGCGGCAAGUCGUGGAGCAGCAGCGGAGGAGUGUUCUCGGCGGGAUGAUGGAGCUGGAGGCAAAGCGGCGUGCCGUCGCUACCCUGGCAUACGCUGAGCACCAGCAGAACGCCAAGGCAACCUGGAACGCUCUGUAUCGGCAGAUGACGAGCGAAAGAGGCCCCUGGUACUGUGGCCCGUCUCCCGACGACCCUCCACCCCGCUGGAAGCUGGAUAAGGCAGAGGACCCUCAGCGACGGAGGUUCCGCCUGCGCCCCAACUAUAGGUUUGACGAAAGCCUGUGCACUAGGAAAGGAGAGGAGCGGAAAUCGGGUGGGGGAGGCGAAGAGAAGGGUGAUGCAGGAAAGGAUGGCAGGAGUGAGGACGGGGAGUUGGAGGGGAGUGGGUCGCUCCUGUCGAGUGCUGCUGGGCCAGAUGCUAGGAGUUUCCGCAGGUACACUAGUGAGGGGGGCAGCUUGGCCAUGGGAGAUGCGUCAGCGUCUAUAGGGAGGAGCAGCAGCCUUGGCUGGGGAGGGGAGGGGAUUGGGCAAGGGGGGGGAUCAGUGGGAGGGGAGCUGCAGCAGCAGCAGCAGGGGAGGUUGGUGUCUAGCGUGAACGUGGACCAGGACUUGAUGGAAGAGCUGGCGCUGCUGCAGCAGAGCAACGAGCAGAGCCAGCCGGGGCAGGCAGGGAAGAAGAAGGCCGCGCAGGAGGGGGAGGCUGAGGGUGGGGCUGUGGGAAGGGUUGGCGGUCUCCCAGCAGAAGGCACACCAGGGGUCCCUGAAGACAUCCCCUGCAUCCUCCUCACGACCAAGCGCAAGCUGGCUGGCCGGCUGCACAUCUCCCACACGGAGCUCCACUUCUAUGUGGACUUUGCCAUGGACAGCACCGAGGGCUUCCUGCUCUUCCACCCCGACGGCUCCCUCCACAACCCCCUCUCCCUCUCCUCCGCUUCCAUCUCUGGCGGGGAAAAACUCCCCCCUAAGGAGCGGUGGCGGCGCGUCAUACAAAAGCUGCUGCUUAUAUCGAGGUUUCAGCCGAGUGAGAAGACUCUGGAGAAGGUGACAAUGAGGAUGCGCAAGCAUACGGAUAUUCUUGAUGACGUGAAGAUGCACCGAAUCUGGUCGAUGUCUGAGCUCCGGCACAUCCGCAUGACCCGCUACCUCCUCCGCCCAUCCGCCUUCGAGCUCGAGUUCUCCUCCUCGCUAUCCCCCGCCUUCUUCUCCUUCUCCUCGCCCCAGCUAGCUGACAAAGUUGCCCACCGCAUUCUGGUGAACGCCAACCGCGGGGCUGCAGCUCACAGCAGCAAGCUGGUUGAGCUGGUGGACAGGAAGAGAGGGCAGGAGCUGGCUGAGACGGCGAGGACGCGGUGGAACAGGCGGCAAAUUUCGACCUUUGAUUAUCUCAUGGAGCUCAACAGCCUGGCGGGGCGCACGUACAACGAUCUGAUGCAGUACCCUGUCUUCCCGUGGGUGAUUGCGGAUUACACCUCGCCCACGCUGGACUUGGCGAAUGCUGAGGCGUUCAGAGAUCUGAGAAAGCCAGUGGGGGCACUCAACCCCAAGAGGCUGGAGCUGUUCAAGGAGCGAUAUGACAGCAUGGACACGGACAUUCCAGGCUUCCUGUACGGGUCGCACUACUCCUCUGCUGGCGUGGUCCUCUAUUUUCUCAUCCGCAUGGAGCCCUUCGCCACCCUCCACCGACUGCUGCAGGGAGGCCGCUUCGACCAGGCGGACCGCCUGUUUGACAGCGUGGCGUUGGCGUGGGAGAACUGCCAGAGCAACACGAGCGACGUGAAGGAGCUGCUGCCGGAGUUCUUCUACCAGCCGGAGUUCCUGCGCAACAGCUGCUCCUUCGACCUCGGCAGCAGGCAGGACGGUCAGGCUCUCGAUGGCGUCCUCCUGCCUCCCUGGGCCAAGGAAUCCCCUGAAGAGUUUGUGCGCGUGCAGAGAGAGGCCCUGGAGAGCGACCACGUAAGCCAGAGCCUGCACCACUGGAUCGACCUCGUGUUCGGGUGCAAUCAACGGGGGGAGAAGGCCAUUCAGGCGGACAACGUGUUCUACUACCUCACCUAUGAAGGCGCAGUUGACAUUGAUGCAAUCACCGACCAGACCAAGCGAACAGCCAUCGAGCAGCAGAUAGCAGCGUUCGGCCAGACGCCCAUUCAGCUCUUCACACGCCCCCACCCUGAACGCGGCCCACGCCUCCAAAUCACCCGCCCGCUCCGCUUCUUCCCGUCCUCCAUCACUCUAUCUGCAAUCAUCCCAGCUCCACCUACUCCAGCUACAGCCACCCCACUGUUUCCCCAGCCUCUUGGGGGCGGCUUGGGAAGCCCUGCGGGGAGGACGAGAGGGGGGAGGGGGAGGUCGGAGGAUGAUAUGGCAGUGGUGUUUGCGGGGGUGGUGGGGCGCACAGCAGUCAGUGUCACGAGGGGGCAGCUGUUGACUGUGCGGCCGUGGUAUGCUCCCAAGAAGGGCGUACAAGUGGGCAUGGAUUACAGCAUCAGCAUGGGUAAGCCUAGCCUAGUGUGCAGGAUCGGAGCACCUCUCUCUGCUGCCGGAGCUAGCAGCCAUGGGGGCUGCUUCGGGCUCGUGCCAGGGGCAACCUCAGCAUUCCUCCUGUCUGGGGGCCAUUGGGACAACGCCAUUCACAGCACAUCAGUGGCCGAUGCUGCCACGGUUCAGGCCCUGCAGCAACACAGCGACCUUGUCACCUGCCUUUCAGUGUCCAAGGAUGGUUACUGGCUGGCCACUGGCAGCCGAGACACAACAGUCAUGAUCUGGCGCAUCGACCAGCUGGGCGCGCACACACACGCUCAAGGCGACCCCUUCAUCUCCUCCAAGCCCAAAGCAGUCCUUUGCUCCCACGACGAUGCCGUCACCGCUGUCAUCGCCUCUUCCGAGCUAGAUCUGAUCCUCUCCGCCUCUCUGGACGGCACCCUUGUCUUUUCCACUCUCCGCUCUGCCUGGUUCCUCCGGUCCGUGCACCACCCCAACGACUGUGCGAACGAGGCUUUGCGGGUCGCCCUCUCCGCCCCACUCGCCCGCGUCGCAGUCUACUCCGAUGCAGCCCGAAUGCUCCAUGUCUGCUCCAUCAAUGGGCGGUGGCUGGAACAUGCGCUAGUGGACGAACCAAUCACGCACCUUGCCUUGUCCCGUUGUGGGGAGUUCCUUGUCACGGCAUGCACUGCCGGGUGGGACAGUGGAGGAGCAGGAGGCGGAGGGGGAGGGGAUGUUAGCCCGAGAGGGGGAGGCGGAGGGUCAGAGAUGGGGAUGGUGGUGGUGCGGUCCAUGCAUACGCUGGAGCCGCUGCUGAUGUUUGAUGGGUUGGGGUCGCCAGCAGCAUCACUCUCAACAACCGAGGAGGACGCCAUACUUGUGGGGCUGGAGGAUGGCAGGAUAUUGCUGUAUGCUCUCAAGCUCUCCAACCAUUAGCCAUCUCUCGACUCGAGCUCUCUGUGCACCAACUCUACAUGACUGCUCCACCGGCUCUCCACAACACACAUAUAAAUUUGUUCGGAAGCUUCUGCUCAUGGGCAAGAUGUGUAUCACGGACGGCACAAGGAGCCUUGUGAAACCCGACACUUGUGUGGACGCCCUAUUGCAUGUCCUCGCUGCUUCCUGUUUCUGUGAACCUAACGUGUGCAGACGUGACUAAGCCAAGUGAUGUCUCUACCACCAGCUGUGUGGAAGUGGACACUCUUUAUGUUUUGCUGAGAUAUAUGGUGAGGGAUGGUAGCAUCUACGGUACUUUGCCAACCGUUUGAAGCCUGGUGAGCUUUACAA